AUGGAUAAAGCCAAAAUCUUCCAUACUUACGGAAUUGUUGACGAGAAUGCUCAGGUGUGGACAGAGGAGUUUAGCUCAUCUUCGCAAUUGGGUCUGAUUGAUAAGAAUGGUGAUAAAGAGGGCACUGGUAUAUCUCAACAAUCUGACGUACAUGGAGACCUGUCAAAGUAUGCCUUGCUACGUGAACUAGUUAGUUCUGUCAAUGGCUCGAGCGCUUAUUCCUCGCUACAAAAUGAUGAAGCAGAUCCACUUGGCUAUCGGUCGUCAGUUUUAUCAGCUCUCCGUGAACAUGGCAUCGAUGUAGAUACCGACCCUUCCGUUAGGGGUAAAUAUCUUAUAUCGUCCACCAAGUUCUCAUCAACCGAUUUCCUUCGUGAUGUGCAUUCCGAUACUACAUACUCGAAACUUGUGAGUUCAUUAUCAUACCUGGAAGGUUCAAUUAGCCAAAGGUCUGAAGCAUUGCGAAAUUUGGUGGAACGGGAAUACAUCCAGUUCGUUCGAUCCAAAGCAUUGCUAGAGUCGGUUCUGCAACAGGUCGAUAACACUGGUUUCAACGCGGAAAAGGGAUGGGGUGUCGAUAGCAUUCGUGCAAAUAUUGAUGAUGCAAAUGCUAAGGCCACUUUGGUCAUGAAACCUGUGGUGGAUUACCAGAAAAAGGAGGAGAGACUUACAGCGGCUCUUAAACUUAUAGACAAGAACAAAUACUUAUUCAAUCUUCCUUCAACAAUACUUAAGCAUAUCAAAGAUAAGAAUCACGACCUCCUAAUUCGUGACUAUAGGCGAGGACGUGAUAUCAAAAACACUACUGUCGAUAUUACCUCGUAUACCCCAGACUAUAUCGUUCAGAACAAGAAGAUUAUUGACAGAAUUUGGGACGAAGUUGAGAUUAUUGUUGAGCAAUAUAAACAGGAUACCUGGAAAAAACUGUCAGGUGGUGGUACGCUGGACGUUGGUGGGGCAGAUCCAAAUUCAAACUACAUGCAACUUAUUGCGAAAUUACUGGAUAUCGGUGUUGAAGACAAUCCUAUAUUAGAGUGGAUUGAACAACAAAUCCAAAUUUUGAAGGAUCAAACUAUUGAUAAAUUUGAAAAGCUGAAAUUGCGUUCUAACCUGAUGAGAAUGAAUGUUCAAACGGCACAGCCUCCUGACGAAGUCAAUUUUAUCCAUCCUCUAAAAGAGCUUACUGCAUUCUAUGGGUCAGCAUAUCACGAGAUUCUUAUUGAUGGUAAUACCACUUCUUUGAUUUCGCCCACUUCUAGUACUGGAUCCAUACCCAGUAGUGCUACUGGUACAGGAAGCAGCGCAUUUCUCGCUAAUCCAAGUGGCUUGAUUGAUGCUAUGGAGAUCGUUGAAAUGUGGAUAAAUAUUCGCACGAUUGUAGAAGAUAUUGCAGCUAUUGCUGCCAAGGUUUGCGUUUUCUGGCAGAGCUGUAAUGGAUUUCUGACCGGUCAAAAGCAACUGAACUUACCAACUGGAUAUCAGGGAGAAUCAGAGACACACCUUAGAUUCUCGAAUUAUGAAGUUAAUGAGAUUAAAAAGUCGGGUAAGAGUUUGGUAGAACUGUUCUCUGACAGAACCUUGGAGUACUUUACUACCCGUGUGACAAGCAAUGCCGCAGGACCAACAGGAGCCACUGGUACAUCUGGCCUUAUCACGAGUGGUAGCAGUUUGUCUAUCGCAGGUGGUGUCCAAAACAGACUGUCUGGACAUCUCGCUUCAAAUUCCAGCGGCUCGUCUCUGGGACAAGGCGGCCAGGAACAGUUUUUGUUCAGCCCUCCCUUUGCGAAUGCACUCAGCUCAUCUAAGUAUCUGGGUCAGAUAAUCUCUUCUCUGUAUUCAGGAUUUCGAGAGUUAAGCCUUGCUCACGUUCAGCAAAAUAAUGCCGAAAAGCUUAGAAGUGUCCUCACUACUGUAAGAGAGCGGUCAGUAUACUCGGUGUGCAAUUCCUGGCAAGAAGAUUGUAAGAAGUUCUCAUUGAUCGAAGACUGGACACGAGCCCCGCGUAACGACUCACUCACGAAGUUCCCGCAAUAUUUUCAAACUUAUCACUAUGCUGUUUUGUCAGGCAUCAAGCGAAUCGUAUUUUUCAGUCCCGAAAAUGAGUCUAGUGAACUCGUUGCGCCGCCUCCGAAUAAACUACUGAAACAGAUUUUGAACGAAUUUGCUAAUGCCAUGCAGACUAGUAUCAGCAGUAUAAUGACCGCGCUAUCAAAAUCUCUUGAUGCAAUGAGUGCCAGUAAGCGGUUUUCCAAUGGCUCUAACCUUACUUCAGUACCGCUAGCAGAUCUGAUGGACCCAAGUGUCAUUGACCAAUUAUCACCACAAGAAUUGACCCCAGAUUUGAAAGUGCUGCUAGUGCUAAGUAAUCUCGUAGAGAUCAGAGAAAAUAUUCUGCCUCGGCUCUUCAAAUACUUUGAAAGGUCGUUUAUGACGUCUUCGAAAGAGGUCAGUGCAUCAUUAAGAAGUAGAACUGAUGAAAUGGAAACCAAUUUGUUUGAGCUUUACACACGACAGAAGCGCAGUACGUUGUCUGAUGCUGUGAGAGAGGGCAUUUUAUUAUCAGGCAUUAAUUGGUUAACGGCAGAUGAUUCUUCAACUAUCAGCAAGUACGUAUAUGAAUGUCUGUUGGUUCUCGUGUCUGUACAUGCUAGAGUACACUAUGUCUCGCAGAAUCUCGCCAAGCGAGUCAUUACUGUCUUAUUCGAACAUCUUCUCAAAGCUCUGCUUACGUAUUUCAGACAAGUGGAAAAGUUUGGCAAAGGCGGUGCGUUGCGCGCAUUGAAAGAUGUUCGAUUUAUUCGGUAUGUGAUGAAAUCUUAUGAGACAACAGAUUCGAGCAAGACUCUUCAGCUUAUUUACGGCACACUUAAAGAUGCUACUAUAGAUCGAACAGUAUGGAACGGUGACGGAGUCUUUCAAGCUGUACAACCGACAGUUGACGCCGCUCUAAAAAGCUCUGAAGUAAGUACAGGUUAUAUUUAUAAGAACUGCAAACUAGGGUACUAA
Molecule: messenger RNA, 3006 nt
Organism: Sugiyamaella lignohabitans
Lineage: Eukaryota; Fungi; Ascomycota; Dipodascomycetes; Dipodascales; Trichomonascaceae
Gene: SEC5
Product: Sec5p
Exons: 1
Coding region: 1-3006 (1001 amino acids)
Biological process (GO): exocytosis; Golgi to plasma membrane transport
Cellular component (GO): exocyst
Source: RefSeq, a predicted model, not a curated record